Molecule: messenger RNA, 1062 nt
Organism: Cyphellophora europaea CBS 101466
Lineage: Eukaryota; Fungi; Ascomycota; Eurotiomycetes; Chaetothyriales; Cyphellophoraceae
Exons: 3
Coding region: 1-1062 (353 amino acids)
Biological process (GO): proteasome-mediated ubiquitin-dependent protein catabolic process
Cellular component (GO): proteasome regulatory particle; proteasome complex
Molecular function (GO): protein binding; metallopeptidase activity
Source: RefSeq, a predicted model, not a curated record
AUGCCGGGCACAACAGGCGAGGCACUGGCUCUCGUUAGCAAGCAGGUUUCCGUGGCGCCGUUGGUACUCCUCAGCUGUGCAGACCACUACAAUCGGAGCGCAAGAGGUACUCGCAAACGAGUCAUCGGCUGUCUCCUCGGGUCAAAUGAGGGCAAGAAAGUCCGUGUGACAAACAGCUUCGCCAUUCCGUGGGAAGAGGAUGAGAAAGAUCCUAAUGUGUUCUUCAUUGACUUCAGCUAUAUCGAGCAGAUGAAAGACAUGUACCGCAAAGUCAAUGCGAAGGAAGUUCUAGUCGGCUGGUACUCAAGCGGCCCUCGCCUUCGGGCGUCGGAUCUUCAGAUCAACGAGGUGUUCAAACGUUGGACGCCGAACCCGCUACUAGUUGUUAUCUCUGUCGAACCUACCGAAGUUGGUGUACCAACGGAUGCUUAUUUCGCAGUGGAUGAAAUUCGUGAAGAUGGUACAGCGGCGUCCAAAACCUUUGUCCAUACCCCGUCAAACAUCGAGGCAGAGGAGGCUGAGGAGAUUGGCGUUGAGCACCUUCUAAGAGACAUUCGAGACGUUGCGGUUGGCACUCUGUCCACGCGUAUUACAGCACAGCUCCAGUCCCUCCAAGGUCUGCACCUUCGGUUGCGGGAGAUUGGCGCGUAUCUCCAAAAAGUACUGGAUGGCGAACUACCUGUGAACCAUGUCAUACUCGGCAAUCUGCAAGACAUCUUCAAUCUUCUUCCCAAUAUCUCGACGCCGCCAGCUUCAAGACCGAACGCCGCAAACCAGGUGGAGAACAGCGAACUUGCCCGAGCCAUGCGUGUCAAAACCAACGAUCAGCUCAUGACCAUCUACCUGAGCUCACUUGUCCGCGCCAUCACUGCUUUCCACGACUUGAUCGAUAAUAAGAUACAGAACCGGCAGCAGGCGGAGGAGCAAGAGGCUAGGAAGGACGAGGAGAAGAAAGAUGGUGAGAAAGGUGAGAAAGACGAGAAGAAGGCAAAUGGUGUCAACGGCGAUGCGAAGAAAGAGCCUGAAGAAGAUGCAAAGGGAAAAGGCAAGAAGAAGAGUUGA